Molecule: messenger RNA, 527 nt
Organism: Dunckerocampus dactyliophorus (ringed pipefish)
Lineage: Eukaryota; Metazoa; Chordata; Actinopteri; Syngnathiformes; Syngnathidae
Product: ankyrin repeat domain-containing protein 66
Exons: 3
Coding region: 5-505 (166 amino acids)
Molecular function (GO): protein binding
Source: RefSeq, a predicted model, not a curated record
AGCCAUGUCAGAGUUGCACCAGGCAGCAGCAGCGGCAGACUUGGAUCAGGUUGAGAAGCUUUUGAGGCAGAAGAAAUGCAACCCCAAUCAGAAGGACACGGACUGGGGCAACAAGACACCUCUGCACUGGGCUGCAUCCAAAGGAGACGUGGAAACGGCGAGGCUUCUCCUCGACCACGGAGCCCGGCCCUGUCUGAGGACAGAACUCGGGUGGACCCCGGGCCAUUUUGCCGCCGAGGCCGGGUCCCUGGCGGUGCUGAGGCUGCUGCACUCGGUCCACGCACCCCUCGACAAGGAUGACGCCAGCGGGGAAAAGCCAGUGCGAAUUGCUGAAAUAUACGGACACAAGGAGUGUGUUUUAUUCCUCAGGCGGUACGACGUCAACUUGGCAGAGGUGGAGGGUUGGGCGUACCGCAAAUGUGCAGCUGACAAGGGAAUCUCUGUGGACGACGACGAUGAGGAGUGGGAAGGGCAAAAGAAAGAUGAAGGAAAAGGCCAUCAGUGAAUCUUGAUUGCAAGUACAGAAU